Aspergillus pseudonomiae is the source of this 1077-nucleotide messenger RNA. RefSeq lists its product as uncharacterized. The transcript has a single exon. The record is from RefSeq and is a predicted model, not a curated record. NCBI's taxonomy places the organism in Eukaryota, Fungi, Ascomycota, Eurotiomycetes, Eurotiales, Aspergillaceae. The coding region runs from base 92 to 901 and encodes 269 amino acids.
CUUUUGUUCUCUUGACAAGAACUAUCAGCCUAUCUGACAUCCUUUCUGAUAUAUACACUCAUUUCCAGCAAAGGCUACGCCAUCAGCUCUCAUGGCAACCCACACCGACGAAGAGUCUGCUCUUCCCUCCAACAACCCCAUCAUCAUCAGUACCGGUGAAGUCCUCUCUCUUCUGGGAGCCCUCAUAACCCUGAAGCUUCUCCACGCUAUCGCAUUCCUAUUUCGCCUGGACAAGAGCCGAAGACGACCACUGAAAAGCCCAGUCACUCGAGCUAUCGUUCGCCGAGAGCAACUGAUCAUUGAUAUUUUCUUAUCCAUCAUGCCCGAGGGUGUCUUCCGCUCGCCCACCAUUCGAGAUACAAUCGAGAUAGCACAUUUGCCAGCAGUCGACGGCCCUGCCGAUGAGAGCCGGACAUCGUCUGACGUGCAGAGCCCUCUUAUUCAUACCUCACCCGGUAUACCCACUGGAUUCCGUCUGUGGCAGCGUGGGUCAAGCCGCGGCGUGAAACCGUUUCCUCCCAGCCCUCAACUCCCAGGAUCAGCAAGCCAAAGCAGCCGGCUACUCUGCGCCAACGAAGAAGAACAAAGUCUCUUGUGUGUCACUCAUACUGUGAAUCAGGACAGCGUGUCUACUUUGAACCCAGAGUAUGCUACGUUCCGGGCUGAGAGACCGCGCUUGAGUCCUGUCAGUCGGCUGUGGUCUGUUGGGUCGGCCCUGGCGAACGACUCGCAUGGGACCCUGAAAAUGGAGGUGGUAUCAAGACCUUCUCGGUCGACGGAGAGUUAUCCGGGAAGAUUUUCUAUCAGUGAAGGGUCGUAUGGUAAUACUUUGUCCAUGACACCCCUCUGUACAAGAGGUCGGAGUGCGACUUCUGUGCGGCCGUUUUCGGACCUGUCAUAGUGGAUUAUUCUUAGCGAUGCUUUGUGUAUCUGAGUUGGUGCUUUGGCUGAACGGUCUUUAUUGUUAACCCAUGGACUGGAUCGUUGGAGACGGGUCGUCUGUUCAUUCUACCAGGCUGUACUUGUUUUCCAUAUACAUAGGGCUCGUGUUAAAGACAUUGUUCCUCAUGAAUUGCA